This is a messenger RNA of Coprinopsis cinerea okayama7#130, 1764 nucleotides long. RefSeq names its product aryl-alcohol oxidase. Bases 1 to 1764 code for a protein of 587 amino acids. NCBI's taxonomy places the organism in Eukaryota, Fungi, Basidiomycota, Agaricomycetes, Agaricales, Psathyrellaceae. The transcript has 10 exons. Gene Ontology annotation, molecular function: oxidoreductase activity, acting on CH-OH group of donors; flavin adenine dinucleotide binding. The record is from RefSeq and is a predicted model, not a curated record.
AUGAAUCACAUACCUCUAGGAGUCACUCUUCUCGUUUCUCUUGCCCUGCCAGCUUUCGCGACUAUUCAGGACUCCAUUACCAAGUUCCCCAAAACUGAUUACGACUUUAUAGUUGUCGGAGGGGGUCAAGCAGGAUGUGUCGUUGCGAAUAGGUUGACGGAAAACCCUCGAUUCAAUGUCCUGGUAAUCGAAGCAGGCCCGAGUCACGAGGGCGUUUUGGACGCUCAAGUGCCGGGGUUUGUGUUUAACCUCUCAAACACUACCUACGAAUACAAUUACACGAGUGUCGCCACACCGCAUCUGAACAACCGCGUCUUUCCGAAUUCGCCAUCCAACCAAACGAUAGAUGGAAUGUUCUACACCCGCGGUUCUUCCUCCGACUACGAUCGAUGGGCCACCGUCACCGGCGACUCAAACUGGUCUUGGAAGAAGCUCUUUCCCUACAUCCUCAAGCACGAGCGAUGGGUAGAGCCAAAUCGCGAUGUAGAUACCGCAGGGAUGUACAAUCCGAAGGUCCACAACACCAAGGGGAUGACCUUUGUCAGCCUCACGAACUUCCCAGACGAUUCCGAUGCAAAGGUCAGACAGGCUGCAGACGAAAUCGGAGGCGACUUCCGAUGGAACCUCGAUUACAACAGUGGGGAUCCCUUGGGUGUCGGAUGGGGACAGUAUACGAUCGGCAACGGGGAGCGGAGCAGCGCUGCAACGGCUUACUUGGCACCGAGGUACCUCAAACGGAAGAACCUUCACGUCCUGAUUAACCAUCGUGUUACCAAGCUCCUCCAGACGGGACAUGGUGGUGGGCAUGUUCCAACCUUCCGCACUGUCGCCUUUCAGGAAGAGAUGAACCCUUCUGCGCCGAUCCAGAAGAUUACGGCCAGGAAGGAAGUCAUCCUAUCUGCAGGUGCCAUUGGGACACCCCAACCCAAAGUCGAUCUCCCUAGUGUUGGGAAGAACUUGACCGAACAUCCAGCCAUUGCAGUGUCUUGGAAACUAGGAAUCAACGGAACCUUCAACUCGUAUGUCGGUCACGCCUCCUGCGCGCCGAGGACUAACCUGGGCUCUUUCCUCAGCUCCGCCGACCCCACCCUACCCGAGAAAUGGUUCCAAGAGUGGCAAAACUCGCGAACUGGCCCACUGACCCACAUCCGCACCCAUUCAGCUGCCUUCAUUCGACUUCCUGACGAUUCCCCAAUCUAUAAUCAACAUCCUGACCCCUCUUCUGGAAGAAGCACUCCGCAGUUCGAGAUACCCAUUACGCUUAGAAUCCCGUUGGUCUUUCCUCCACUGUACUUCCAAUGGGCCACUAAAUCCUUCCUUCUUGUCACAGGAGGAUGGGUCAAACUGGCGUCGACCAACGUCUAUGAUCAACCGCUCAUCGACGUCGGUAUGUUGAAAUCCGAGUUUGACUGGUAUGGCCUUCGAGAAACUAUUCGGGCUUCCAAGCGGUUCUUUAGCGCUCCGGCAUGGGAGAGCUAUCAGCUAACGCUGGAGCCGCCUUUCAAUACGGAUGUCGAUGAGGAGCUUAACGAGGCCAUCAAGGCGGCCGUCUCCAGCGGUGCGCAUCCUGUUGGCACUGCUUCCAUGUCUCCGAAGAAUGCGCAAUGGGGUGUUGUGGAUCCUGAUCUCAGAGUGAAGAAGGUGAAGGGGUUGCGCAUCGUCGACGCUUCAAUUAUGCCAUUCAUCGUUUCCGCCCAUACCCAAGCCGCUGUCUACGCAAUUGCAGAGCGCGGUUCUGACCUCAUUAAGCAUGUGUGGAAAUAA